AUUUUGCAAUUUAUAAACGCAAAGAAAGCUAAGUGGAGAGAAGAAAAGAUUCCCUACCGCACCCGCCCCACCCCCGCUCCACCCACCCACCCAGCUUUUCCCCCUUUCGCUGUCAUUCCCAAAACCGAUCUUUUACUCCCCUCUCUCCUCAUUUCUUCCAGUCUUCCUUUCCCUUUUUCUUCUUCAUCUGGGUCUACUCCCUACAAAUUAUCUCACCUCAAAAUCUAAUAUUUCAGCUUUUGUGUAGAAAGAACCAUGGCAACUGUUAUUGAAACCCAGAGUUUGGGCUUUUUGGUAAUUGUACUUGCUCUAGCUGUUAGUGUUAGGGGAAAUUCAGAAGGGGAUGCUUUGUACGCCCUCCGUCGGAGCUUAUCCGACCCGGAUAACGUGCUCCAGAGCUGGGAUCCGAAUCUUGUAAACCCUUGUACUUGGUUUCAUGUUACUUGCAACGGCGAUAACCACGUCACUCGUGUGGAUGUCUCAAAUAACAAUUUGUGUGGAACAAUUCCUACUUCUGGUCCAUUUGAGCAUAUUCCACUGAACAACUUUGAGCACAAUCCUCGACUUGAAGGUCCGGAGUUGUUGGGACUCGCUAGCUAUGACACCAAUUGCUCUUAGGAAAGUUGAUGAAUAGGCUGAGAAGAACAGCCGCUUUUUGUGGAAGUUCACAUAAAUCCCUUCCCUGAAUGUUGGUUAUGAUUGUACUUACUAUGUGUCCAAGUUGUAAUUGUAAGGAAAGAUAUGAUGUAUGUAGGAUAUUAGUAAGUUAAUGAAUGUGUGUAAAACGGUCAAUAUACUGCUACCAAGUGCUAAUGUAUUUUAUAUUUCAAUGUUCAGUGGGUUUAGAAAGAUCUUUUCCUUACUAUACA
This is a messenger RNA of Nicotiana tabacum (common tobacco), 869 nucleotides long. The record is from RefSeq and is a predicted model, not a curated record. Lineage: Eukaryota; Viridiplantae; Streptophyta; Magnoliopsida; Solanales; Solanaceae.